GGCUGGGUGCGAGGUUAACGCUGCUAACUCGGGCCUGUGCCCAGAGGCGGGUCCUUCAUCGACGCCCCUGAAGGGGCUGCAGAGCGCGGGGUUAAUCACUACCAGGGCCCGGUGCUUGUCGUAGUUAUCACACGCACGAGAGGGGUCAGCCGAGUUGUUUCUGUGAACGGGAGAGGCUGGGCAAAGGCAGGCGCCCGGGCUGCUUCCUCUCCUCCCUGCCCUGCUCUCGCCGCGCAAGAAGGAGGAGGAAGACGAGGCCCACUCGGCUUAAGCCGUCAUGGCUGCGCCUACCGAACCCGGGCCCUGCUACUUGGGAUGGGACUUCAGCACUCAGCAGCUGAAAGUAAUUGCUGUGGAUGAACAACUGAGAGUCAUCCACGAGAACAAUAUUAAUUUUGACAAAGAUCUUCCAGAAUUUGGCACUCAAGGUGGUGUCUGUGUUCACAAUGAUAGACUGACAGUGACUUCUCCUGUAUUAAUGUGGGCCAAGGCCCUGGAUAUGAUCUUGGAAAAGAUGAAGUCUGAUGGAUUUGACUUUUCCAGAGUGAAAGCUUUGUCUGGAGCUGGACAGCAACAUGGGAGUGUCUACUGGAAAGAAGGUGCAAACUGUAUUUUACAAAGCUUAUCACCUGACCUUCCUUUGCAUCAGUCACUGAAGUCUUGCUUUUCACUCAGCAACAGCCCUGUGUGGAUGGAUUCCAGUACAACUACCCAGUGCUGCUUUUUGGAAAAAGCUGUUGGAGGGGCUCAGAAACUUGCUGACGUCACUGGCUCACGAGCCUACGAGCGUUUUACAGGAAACCAGAUAGCAAAGAUUUACAGCCAGAACCCUGAGGUCUACACACAAACUGAGAGGAUCUCUUUGGUCAGCAGCUUUGCAGCCUCCCUUUUUCUAGGUGCUUAUGCUCCCAUUGAUUAUAGCGAUGUCAAGUUUGGAAAUGUCAAGUUAUGUUGGUCUGCUGCAAAAAGUUCUGGCAUGAAUUUACUGCAGAUCCGUGAGAAAGUGUGGAAUCCAGCCUGUCUUGAUGCUUGUGCACCUGCAUUAGGAAAAAAGUUGGGCCAUCCUGCACCAUCCAGCAAAAUACUGGGUUCUAUUUCCCCCUAUUACAUCCAGCGCUUUGGGUUUAAUUCUGGAUGUAAAGUUGUUGCAUUUACUGGAGACAAUCCAGCAUCCCUGGCAGGAAUAAGACUUGCAGAAGGGGACAUUGCAAUUAGCCUUGGCACUAGUGAUACAUUGUUUCUCUGGAUUAAAGAGCCAAAACCUGCUUUAGAAGGUCACAUCCUCUGCAGUCCUGUUGAUCCACAAGCCUACAUGGCCCUGCUGUGUUAUAAGAAUGGUUCUUUAAUGAGAGAGAAGAUUCGAGAUGAGCUUGCCUCUGGCUCAUGGGAAGAAUUUUCCAAAGCACUUACAUCUACAGCUGUUGGAAAUGAUGGAAAUGUGGGCUUUUAUUUUGAUGUGAUGGAGAUUAUACCUGAAGCCGUGGGAAUUCACAGAUUCAACACACACAACAACAGAAUCCCAAUAUUUCCCAAGGAAGUGGAGAUACGAGCCUUGAUUGAAGGGCAGUUCAUGUCCAAAAGGAUUCACUCUGAAAAGCUGGGAUAUAAAAUCUGAGGCAAGGGGAGCCACUGAUGUCCAGCAGGAGGUUGAAGCUGUGCCAGGCCUCUAGACCAGCAGAGCUGAUGACAUCAGUGGAACCUGCUAUUUUGGCAGCAAUCCCAUUGGAACAAAUCACCCUGCUCCUGCAACCACCACGUUAGCAGAUGCAGUAGCAGCCUUGCUAUCAGCAGCAAUAAUUUAGGUGAGAUGCUGUCACCUUUACAGUGGCCAUAGGGAUUGUUGGAACUGCUCAUGGGGACUGAGAUGGCUUGUUCUGAUUGGGCUGCCACUGCUGCUGAAGUUGCUGUCUGCACUGUUGACAUUUGCUAGCCCUGCCAGUCUUCCUCUCUCCUCCUGUCUCAGUUCUGGAACCAUUUCACAGGCUGGAGCCAAACACAGGAGCCACUGCUGCUGUCUAUUGACAGCACAGCCCUGCUGUCUGAGGUCAGCUUCUCUUUAUUUUCACCAGGGCAAAGGCACGUGGAGGUGACACUUUUCCCCAGCACUCCACGUGUGGCUCUUGUGUGCUUGCCAGAAGGGGAGUCACUCCUACACUGACGUGUGGAAGAAGUAUGUGUGGGACCCUGGCAAACUGAUUCUUGGAUCUGCUGCUGAUUCUAUGUGUGACUGUAGGCAAGUAACUAAUAACUGCUCUGCCUCUGAGCUGAUUCAAAAGUGCAGAAAAUAGAACAUGGCCUGGUGCUUCUGGGACCAUAUCACAUUAGACUGCAGGUGGUGGAGGUGUUUGCAUGAAUGAAUGCUCCCCAGUGCCACACCUCCCUACACUUUGAAAGCCAGGAAACCUUACUCCUAGCUUUCCAUGUUCAGGGAACCUCAUGGGUUAUUCUGUAUAUAUUUAGCAAUGGGGGCAUUCCAAAAUGGACUAUUCCGGCACAGUUUCAGGUGGAAGCAUUGCUUCUGUACUGUGGCUUCUAUAGUUUGGAAAAGUGCUACUUUCUAAUUUAGUAUUUGAAUCCUGGAAACAGAGGCUCAGUUCCUAAGCCUUUGUCUCUGCUGUGAUAAAAGCCCGCUGUCAAGUGAUGCUUAUGCCUCAGUUUCACGUUUGUCUGAGCCCAUGCCUAUGUGAAAACUGUUGAGGUAGCUGUGUUGGAAAGAGUGCCAAAUUUCAAGCCUUCUCUCAAGUGUGGAAAUGUUAGGUAAUUAGGUGUUUGUCAUCUUCAAAAUGUUCAUAUAAAUUGGGAUGGAGCCCAAGUCUCUUGCAGUUAAGAUGAAAUGUUGACUUUUAUCAACUAUAUUAAUGCCUGCAUCUCGUUAUCAUAGAUUAUAACAUAGUGUUAAGUAUUAAAAAGUAAAACUGGAA
Molecule: messenger RNA, 2921 nt
Organism: Rhineura floridana
Lineage: Eukaryota; Metazoa; Chordata; Lepidosauria; Squamata; Rhineuridae
Gene: XYLB
Product: xylulokinase
Exons: 17
Coding region: 278-1615 (445 amino acids)
Biological process (GO): xylulose metabolic process; D-xylose metabolic process
Cellular component (GO): cytosol
Molecular function (GO): D-xylulokinase activity
Source: RefSeq, a predicted model, not a curated record